AUGAAAAAAAAAGCAAAAGAUUCUGAAGCAGUAAAAAGGGCUUCUCAUGCUUAAGAGACUCUUGAGAGCAAAAGCUUACAAAUAUUUUAAGAAAUGGGAAGAGAAAUCAAUCUUUAAAAUAUGUAAAAGCUUAAAUUAUUGAAUGCAAAUUAAUAAAUGAAGAUUUAUUUUAAAGGUUUCAAAUUUGAUAGGGCUGCUGACUGUGAUAAAGUAGAGAAAGAAUAAAAUCUUCUCUUUACUUCACCUAAAUAAGAUUAAGUUACUUAUCAUUAUUAUAAGGGUAGGAUCCUUAUCUUUCAUUCUAAAUUUUUUUAUAAGAAUGUCCAAGAACAUAAAAAGGCAUAUCAUGUGCUCGACAAGUCUUAAAAUAUUUAAUUCCUAUUAAUAUGUUUUUGGGAAGAUAUCCAAAAAAAGAAAUUGAUUGAAUAAUUUAAAGAAUAUGAUUUAUUAUGCACAAGUGUAAGAUAAGGAAAUAUUGCAGGCUUAUAAGAGGCUAUAGAUAAAUACAGAUAAAUUUGGAUUAAGAGAAGUCUAUUAAUUUUGAUGGAUCAAUUGAAAGUGCUCUGCUAUAGGAAUUUAUGCAGAAAAGUUUGGUUGAUCAAUUAAAAGAGCAAUAAAAUAUUAUUGAAUCAAUUUUAAAAGGCAUUUCGAAUAUCACAUCCUCAGAAUAACAACCCUACUAUUUCUGAAGUAUGUUGCAUAAUAGCCAAUCUAAUAUAUUUACAACUAAUUUAAGGUCAAAUAUAUUUGAAUAACGUAAAAGAUGUUUAUGCUAUUACUCUCAGUCCAGACCCUUUCAAAAAUAGACCAAAUGAAAUUAAUUGGUAAAAUUGA
Messenger RNA from Paramecium tetraurelia, 834 nucleotides. RefSeq lists its product as uncharacterized. The transcript is spliced from 3 exons. Gene Ontology annotation, molecular function: RNA binding; double-stranded DNA binding. Gene Ontology annotation, cellular component: transcription export complex 2. Gene Ontology annotation, biological process: transcription elongation by RNA polymerase II; post-transcriptional tethering of RNA polymerase II gene DNA at nuclear periphery; poly(A)+ mRNA export from nucleus. The record is from RefSeq and is a predicted model, not a curated record. NCBI's taxonomy places the organism in Eukaryota, Ciliophora, Oligohymenophorea, Peniculida, Parameciidae.